GGAGGACCUGUCCUAAAAAGCAAGACACGUGUCAUCUGGCAGAUGGGUCAUCAGGUGAUCAAUUUACCCAGAUGAGAAUUUUACCGUUAGAUCCUGAUGAAUUAAAAGAUCAAAAUGCCGCAUUAUCAAAUUUUAUUAUGCAGUUAAUGUAUUUUAUCAAACCCAAAUUUUACAAUUGUAGAUUUUAUUUUCACAACGUGUUAACUAAAGUUACCCACCUACAAUAUCCAGAUUCUAAGAUCACGACUCAGAUAUCUGGCCAACCUGUGGGUAAUCCGGUUGCAACUGACCUGAAUUGGAUUCUGAAUCCAUCUAGGUGGAUGCGAAAUGUUGACCAGAAUUAA
Messenger RNA from Funneliformis geosporum, 344 nucleotides. The record is from the annotation of a GenBank genome assembly. Lineage: Eukaryota; Fungi; Glomeromycota; Glomeromycetes; Glomerales; Glomeraceae.